Messenger RNA from Benincasa hispida (wax gourd), 3206 nucleotides. RefSeq lists its product as uncharacterized. The record is from RefSeq and is a predicted model, not a curated record. Lineage: Eukaryota; Viridiplantae; Streptophyta; Magnoliopsida; Cucurbitales; Cucurbitaceae.
UUCAUUUUUAUUAUUAUUACAUUACACUAAUUUUUUUCUCCUCCUAAUUUUUCCGACCGGCGAUCGAGGGCCUCCAUAUCCAAAUUCCUCGCCGCCGCAUCUUCGGAGCCAGAGCCGGCUCCGGCCCGGAUCUAAUUCUUCCAUGUCCGACCUUCAGAUUUCCCCAAUUUUAUGAACCCUAAUUUACUCUUCUGUUCACUUCCAGUUACAUUUUCCCCUCUUUUUUGAAAAAGGGGGAAAUUCCUUUUUUUAGGGAAAUUUCUUCGGUUUUCGCGGGAGGAAGUUCGUUUGAGUGGGUUAGUGUCUCUGGUACAGUGAGAUUUGCCUACAGGUGAGCUUAAUUUUGCUCGAUGUUCUAAGUACACGUGGCGAUCUGGAUAGUUACCACCUCCAUUUUGCUUGCUCGGAUUUCAGUGAGCUUUUUUUAGCUGUACAGGAAGUGUUGGUUGAGAACGUUGACAUUUGUGCCAAUUAUUAAGGAACGUGGAAAUGUGGAUAUGUUUGAGAAUGUGGCUUCAUGAGCUGUUAAGAACAACUCACUGGUCAUAGUCUUUCUUUGUCUCCCAGUUUUUGGUAUUUCACUGAUUUGGAUUUGUAAAUGGAAGUAAACAGAGAGGAGGCCCUUAAAGCAAAAGAAGUUGCUGAGAAGCGUUUUGGCAAGCGAGAUUUCAAUGGGGCAAAGAAUUAUGCGUUGAAGGCCAAAACUUUGUUUCCAGAGAUGGACGGGAUAUCUCAAAUGGUGGCAACUUUUGAUGUUUACGUUGCUUCUGAGAUUAGAUGUAAUGGGGAGGUGGAUUAUUAUUCCAUUCUUGGAUUGAAGCCUUCUGCAAACAAAGACGCUAUUAAAAAACAAUACAAGAAGAUGGCUGUGUUGCUACAUCCUGACAAGAAUAAGACCGUAGGGGCUGAUGGAGCAUUUAAGCUUGUUUCUGAAGCAUGGGCUCUACUUUCAGAUAAUUCCAAGAGAAAUGCUUAUGAUAUCAAGAGAACCACACAAUUGGCAUCCGGAGUCAACCACCAGCCAAACUUAUCUUCAGCUCAUGCUUCUGCGGCUACAAGUUUUAACAACUAUACCAAUCUGUCCAUGUCCCACGGUAGACUUGAUACCUUUUGGACUGUUUGCACCUCCUGUAAAGUUCAGUACGAGUAUCUUCGGAAAUACGUGAACAAGAAACUCCGAUGCAAGAAUUGUCGCGGCGUUUUCAUUGCCGUCGAAACUGGAGCUGCCCCAGUGAAUGGUUCUUUUCCUUACUGCUCCUGGUCAAAUGUUGCUGGUAAUCGAUAUGGAAGUCAUGGGUUUGAGGGAGUUACGUAUAUCCCCGGAGAUACUAGCUUUUUUACCGGGCAUGGGUAUGAAUAUGUUUCAAAUGUGUCAUUUCAGUGGAACUCAUCAUCUGGAGUUUACACUCAAACCUUGGGCCCAAAUGGACCGUCUUCGGUACCUAUUGAUAAUGUUGGUCAAACUAAUGGACAUUUCAGUACGUCAGGAGUCAAAGACAAGGCAAGACUCAACGGAAAGCGUGGUACAAAAAACAAGUUAGCCAAUAUGAAUGCAACUAGCUGUAUCGAGAUUUUGGGAUGUGAUAUCAAUGGAGCUGAUAAGAGAAGGAAGGUUGUCGCAGAAGCCAGUUUGAGAAACGGUUAUGUGGAGAAGGGACCACUGCCUGCUUCAGAUUCAAGAUUAGCUAAUGGAAAUGCUGCUAUUAAGCAUGAGCCUGUAGUUUCUUCUCCAACUGAGCUUUCAGCUAAGCGCAACCCUGUUCCUCCUGCAUUUGACGCCAGAAAGCUGUUAAUUGAGAAGGCAAGGACUGUAAUUCGUAAGAAAUUGGAAGAGAUAAGGAUUUCUUCAGCCAAUGCUGCUGCACAAGAGAAAUCAAAGAUGGCGCCUCAAGUUGGUCUGGUUGGAAAGACUGGCCGGGCACCUAAAACAACUAAUUCCGAUGUAUCCGGCCGUUGGUUAGAGAAAGACAGAGCUGGACCAGUCUCAAUAAAUGUACCUGAUUCUGACUUCCACGAUUUUGACAAAGAUCGGUCUGAGGAAUGCUUCAAGGCAAAGCAAAUAUGGGCUCUGUACGAUGAAGAAGAUGGUAUGCCUCGCUUGUACUGUCUGAUUCGCGAGAUUAUCUCAGUUAAACCAUUUAAGAUUCUUAUUAGUUACUUAAACUCCAAAACUGAUACGGAAUUUGGAUCAGUCAACUGGUUGGAAUAUGGGUUCACAAAAUCCUGUGGAAAUUUCCGUGCUUGGAACUCUGAUAUUGUUGAACAUAUCAACAUCUUCUCUCAUCUCUUAAGCCGUGAAAAAGCCGGUAGGGGAGGCUGCAUUCGGAUAUAUCCUAGAAGUGGAGACAUUUGGGCUGUUUAUCGAAACUGGUCAUCAAACUGGGACAGAUCAACUCCCGAUGAAGUGAGGCAUCGAUAUGAAAUGGUGGAAGUUCUUGAUGAUUACUCUGAAGAGCUUGGUGUCUGCAUCUGCCCUCUUGUCAAACUAACUGGAUUCAAGACGGUAUAUCAAAGAAAUGCAGACAAAGAUGCCAUUCGUUGGAUUCCCAGGAAAGAGAUGCUACGGUUUUCCCACCAGGUUCCCUCUUAUUUACUGAAGGGAGAAGCUAAUAACUUGCCUGAACAUUGUUGGGAUCUCGAUCCGGCCGCUACUCCUGAUGAACUGCUCCACACUGCAACAGAAAAUGAAGGGUUGACUGAAACCCAGUUGAGCUAAGCAGGAGAAAGAAGAUGAUAAUGGGUUGGAGUCAAUCUGAGCAGUCUUAACCAAAGUUAGGUCUAACUGUACAAAUAUGUCUCAAGAGUUUGGCCAAAUGCCAUUACAGACAAGACGAGAAAUCUACAGUUGAUUUGGAUAAUGUCUGCUGAGUCGCUUCUACGACGAUGAAUUUAGUUUCAAGUAAAUGCACUUUUACAGAAGAAGAACUACCUCUUAUCUGGACUUAAUCUUAAAGGAGCACUUGAAAAAUUUUCAUUGGCGAGCAACUUUGAGGCUUAUUAUCCUGAACUGCAGCACCACAAAUACAAUUAUUAUGCUACGUUCCCUGCCUUGUUAAUCAGAAGAGCUUUGUUUUUUUCUUUUCCUUUUUCCAGAUUAGUUUUACUUUGUUCUAAUGGAAAUGAUCAAGAACUUGGAUGUUUAAUCUCUUGAUUUUGUUGUAAAAUUUGAAGCUUCAAUGCUUGCUUUGAGGCCUCAUUUCAUACGA